GUUUAGAUAACUGACUGUUUUAUUGGCUGACAUACAUGUGGACCCGCCUCUUUCCGGAGUCCACAUUUUGUUGCCUUCCCAUUGGUCGAUUGGGUCAGAGUGCAAAGAACAACAAACAAAACGGGGUGAAGACCGUCGGGAUGGAUGCAGCUACCCUGACUUAUGACACACUUCGAUUUGGAGAGUUUGAAGAGUUUCCUGAGACAUCAGACCCUGUGUGGAUCUUAGGAAAAGAGUACAGUGCACUCACAGAGAGAGAUGAAAUUCUAUGUGACAUUACAUCACGACUGUGGUUUACAUACAGAAAAAACUUUCCACCAAUUGGAGGGACUGGACCAACAUCCGAUACCGGAUGGGGAUGUAUGCUGCGAUGUGGGCAGAUGAUCCUUGGCGAGGCCUUGAUGUGUCGACAUUUGGGAAGAGACUGGAGAUGGACCAAAGGCCAAAAACAAAGAGAGGAUUACCUUAGUAUUCUCAACGCCUUCAUUGACAAGAAAGACUGCUACUAUUCCAUCCAUCAAAUUGCUCAAAUGGGCGUUGGGGAAGGAAAGCCUAUAGGUCAGUGGUAUGGACCGAACACAGUGGCCCAGGUUCUAAAAAAACUGGUUGUGUUUGAUACGUGGAGCAGACUGGUUGUCCAUGUGGCGAUGGACAACACGGUGGUCAUUGAGGAGAUAAAACGCCUCUGUAUGCCGUGGCUGGACACGUGCGGCGAGGCUGGGGCUGCUGGAGAGAUAAACGGCUGCCUGGAGGGAGCUUGUGCUUUGGCUGAGGAGGAGACAGCUCUCUGGAAACCCCUUGUCUUGCUGAUCCCCCUCAGGCUGGGCCUGAGCGACAUCAACGAGGCGUACAUCGAAACCUUAAAGCAAUGCUUCAUGCUGCCUCAGUCUCUGGGCGUUAUUGGGGGCAAACCUAACAGUGCCCAUUACUUCAUUGGUUAUGUAGGAGAAGAACUAAUCUAUCUAGACCCGCACACCACUCAACCUGCUGUGGACUCUUGUGAGGACGGUCAGGUCCCAGAUGAGUCCUACCAUUGCCAGCAUCCGCCCUGCCGCAUGCACAUCUGUGAACUGGAUCCGUCCAUCGCAGCCGGUUUCUUCUGCAGAACAGAGGACGAGUUUGAUGACUGGUGUAUGCGCAUUAGAAGGUUGUCCUGCAAAAAAGGAGGCCUGCCCAUGUUUGAGCUGGUGGACAGUCAGCCCUCACAUAUGGUCAGCAUGGACGCGCUCAACCUUACUCCUGACUUCUCUGAUUCCGAUCGACUAGAGAGGUUCUUUGACUCGGAGGAUGAAGAGUUCGAGAUACUAUCCUUGUGAGGAAUUGAUGAACAAUAAGUGACUGUUCUUGACGCGAGGAGGAAGAUUUUUUCUCUGCUGCCAGAAGGGACGAGCAUCACUGGACACAUGCCGCGCCUCACGCAGCGUUUCCGCAUUAACUCCAUGUGCUCCGACUCUGGUGGAAGCCGGAGCUCAGGACACAGAUGUGUUGACACAUCCCCACCUUUGACUUUCCAUUCUGGUCUUAACAUGAUUAAUCUGAAGUGAUACGGUGCCUUUCCCUAACUUGUAAAAUUGUCACUGCGCUCGCUCCAAGAUCCUUCAAGUUCAUGGCUCCCAUGGUGACUGUUGGGAGAGAAACCAAAUUCUAUCAUUUGCAAUGAAGACAUUUCUCUGACACAUAUUGUAUUUAUUUACUCGCCACAUAUGUAGACUAAGAGCUAUUGAAGUGUAAGAGGAUUCUGAAAUAAAGUCAAGCCCUGAUAUUUUGCAGUGGAUCACCUCUGUUAGUGAUAAAAGUCGAUACGUUGGGUGCUACAGUACUCACAGCACGACUGUUAAGAACGGUACUCCUCUCACUCACACAUCUCCAGUUCAUGUGUAAUACACAUACCUGUACUUCUUCAAAGCUUUGCCUGCACACUGAAACUCUAGUCAUUCCUGCCUUCAAUCAGUGUCCAGUAAUUCACAAUGAUGGUAGUCAUUCACCUACCCCCUGUAUUAGCAUCAGCAGUUUUU
Messenger RNA from Synchiropus splendidus (mandarinfish), 2015 nucleotides. It is a transcript of the gene atg4b, whose product is annotated as autophagy related 4B, cysteine peptidase. NCBI's taxonomy places the organism in Eukaryota, Metazoa, Chordata, Actinopteri, Syngnathiformes, Callionymidae. The transcript is spliced from 13 exons. Gene Ontology annotation, molecular function: protein-phosphatidylethanolamide deconjugating activity. The coding region runs from base 36 to 1316 and encodes 426 amino acids. The record is from RefSeq and is a predicted model, not a curated record.